Acipenser ruthenus (sterlet) is the source of this 6387-nucleotide messenger RNA. RefSeq lists its product as uncharacterized. The record is from RefSeq and is a predicted model, not a curated record. Lineage: Eukaryota; Metazoa; Chordata; Actinopteri; Acipenseriformes; Acipenseridae. Gene Ontology annotation, molecular function: ATP binding; DNA-binding transcription factor activity, RNA polymerase II-specific; RNA polymerase II cis-regulatory region sequence-specific DNA binding. Gene Ontology annotation, biological process: regulation of transcription by RNA polymerase II; DNA topological change; regulation of apoptotic process. The transcript has 40 exons. Gene Ontology annotation, cellular component: nucleus. Bases 1 to 6288 code for a protein of 2095 amino acids.
AUGAUAUUCAAGGGCUGGGCAGUGGCGACAGGUCGUUACAGGGAGGGUAUUGACCAGCUCGAUACUGCUGACUGGAGGAGGCAUUUCCAGCGUGCGCUGGAUAAAGACGAGAUCCUGGUGUUGCGUGCUGAUCACAGUCAAGAUCCAGUCGACCCACACAAGAUAUACUGGAGUGAGGACAUAUUAGCAGAUAAGAGGGUGAAAGUAAAACUGGAAAAAGCCCACUGUCUGAUCAGCUUGCUGGUGGAAAAGGGGCGUGCUGCUUCUGGGAAAUGCAUCUCCAAACUCGCAGAGAGGGACUUCAAUCUCUACAGGACUCUUAGGCUUCAUCAUGACAGUAGGAGUCUGUGUCGUAGGAUAACGGCUUACAUUAAGUGUGCUGCAGUGCUCGAGGGGCUGCUGAAGGACAUGCAGGAGAUGAAGCUGCUGAGUGAUGGAGAGGUGGAAGAAGUGAUGAAACAGGAAAGCAUACAGGACAGGACCUCCCACCUGACAAGCAUGGUGAUGAGGAAGGGGGAUGCCUUCAGAGAGAACCUCCUCUCCAAAUUCGCAGAGAUGAACCCCAAAUUCUACAGUCCACAUUACCCUGAUUUGGACCCAGUUGACAGGCUAAUACAGGUGCAAUCCCAGUUUGUUGAGAGUGUGAGUGAUGCCGUGAUGGAGGAGCUGCUGAAGGACAUGCUGGAGAUGAAGGUGCUGAGCGAUGAGGAUGUGGAGGAAGUGAGGGAUACUCCCCAGAAUACCGGGCUCCAGUCCUGGUUGGUGGAGCAGAUCAACAGUGGGCGGUACCCUGGUCUGAGCUGGACCAAUGAGGCACUAAAACAGUUUAGAAUCUCAUGGAAACAUGACAACCGGAAGGACUUGACAACUGAGGACACAAUGAUAUUCAAGGGCUGGGCAGUGGCGACAGGUCGUUACAGGGAGGGUAUUGACCAGCUCGAUACUGCUGACUGGAGGAGGCAUUUCCAGCGUGCUUUGGAUAAAGACGAGAGCCUGGUGUUGCGUGCUGAUCACAGUCAAGAUCCAGUCGACCCACACAAGAUAUACUGGAGUGAGGACAUAUUAGCAGAUAAGAGGGUGAAAGUAAAACUGGAAAAAGCCCGCUGUCUGAUCAGCUUGCUGGUGGAAAAGGGGCGUGCUGCUUCUGGGAAAUGCAUCUCCAAACUCGCAGAGAGGGACUUCAAUCUCUACAGGACUCUUAGGCUUCAUCAUGACAGUUGGAGACUGUAUCGUAUGAUUCCCAAGUUCAUUAAGAGUGCUGCAGUGCUCGAGGGGCUGCUGAAGGACAUGCAGGAGAGGAAGCAGCUAAGUGAUGGAGAGGUGGAAGAAGUGAUGAAACAGGAAAGCAUACAGGACAGGACCUCCCACCUGACAAGCAUGGUGAUGAGGAAAGGGGAUGCCUUCAGAGAGAACCUCCUCUCCAAACUCGGAGAGAGGAACCCCGAAUUCUACAGUGCAUAUUACCCUGAUUUGGACCCAGUUGACAGGCUAAUACAGGUGCAAUCCCAGUUUGUUGAGAGUGUGAGUGAUGCCGUGAUGGAGGAGCUGCUGAAGGAUAUGCUGGAGAUGAAGGUGCUGAGCGAUGAGGAUGUGGAGGAAGUGAGGGAUGCUCCCCAGAAUACCGGGCUCCAGUCCUGGUUGGUGGAGCAGAUCAACAGUGGGCGGUACCCUGGUCUGAGCUGGACCAAUGAGGCACUAAAACAGUUUCGAAUCCCAUGGAAACAUGACGACCGGAAGGAAUUGACACCUGAGGACACAAUGAUAUUCAAGGGCUGGGCAGUGGCGACAGGUUGUUACAGGGAGGGUAUUGACCAGCCCGAUCCUGCUUACUGGAGGAGGCAUUUCCAGCGCGCUGUGGAUAAAGACGAGUGCCUGGUGUUGCGUGCUGAUCACAGUCGAGAUCCAGUCGACCCACACAAGAUAUACCGGAGUGAGGACAUAUUAGCAGAUAAGAGAGCGAAAGUAAAACUGGAAAAAACUCACUGUCUGAUCAGCUUGCUGGUGGAAAAGGGGCGUACUGCUUCUGGGAAAUUCAUCUUCAGACUCGCAGAGAGGGACCUCAAUCUCUACAGGAGUCUUAGGCUUCAUCUUGACAGUAGGAUUCUGUGUCGUAUGAUUCCGGAGUUUAUUAAGAGUGCUGCAGUGCUUGAGGGCCUGCUGAAGGACAUGCAGGAGAUGAAGCUGCUGAGUGAUGGAGAGGUGGAGGAAGUGAAGAAACAGGCCAGCACACAGGACAGGAUCUCCCACCUGACAAGCAUGGUGAUGAGGAAGGGGGAUGCCAUCAGAGAGAACCUCCUCUUCAAACUCACAGAGAGGAACCCCAAAUUCUACAAUACACAUGGGCCUGAUUUGGACCCAGUUAACAGGCUAAUGCAGGUGCAAUCCCAGUUUGUUGAGAGAGUGAGUGAUGCCGUGAUGGAGGGGCUGCUGAUGGACAUGCUGGAAAUGAAGGUGUUGAGUGAUGAGGAUGUGGAGGAAAUGAGGGAUGCUCCCCAGAAUACCGGGCUCCAGCCCUGGUUGGUGGAGCAGAUCAACAGUGGGCUGUACCCUGGUCUGAGCUGGACCAAUGAGGCACUAAAACAGUUUAGAAUCCCAUGGAAACAUGAUGACCAGAAGGACUUGACAACUGAGGACACAAUGAUAUUCAAGGACUGGGCAGUGGCGACAGGUCGUUACAGGGAGGGUAUUGACCAGCCCGAUCCUGCUGACUGGAGGAGGCAUUUCCAGCGUGCUCUGGAUAAAGACGAGAUCCUGGUGUUGCGUGCUGAUCACAGUCGAGAUCCAGUCGACCCACAUAAGAUAUACUGGAGUGAGGACAUAUUAGCAGAUAAGAGAACAAAAAUAAAACUGGAAAAAGCCCGCUGUCUGAUCAGCUUGGUGGUGGAAAAGGGGCGUGCUGCUUCUGGGAAAUUAAUCUCCAAACUCGCAGAGAGGGACCCCAAAUUCUACAAUACACAUGGGCCUGAUUUGGACCCAGUUGACAGGCUAAUACAGGUGCAAUCCCAGUUUGUCGAGAGUGUGAGUGAUGCCGUGAUGGAGGGGCUGCUGAAGGACAUGCUGGAGAUGAAGGUGCUGAGCGAUGAGGAUGUGGAGGAAGUGAGGGAUGCUCCCCAGAAUACCGGGCUCCAGCCCUGGUUGGUGGAGCAGAUCAACAGUGGGCUGUACCCUGGUCUGAGCUGGACCAAUGAGGCACUAAAACAGUUUAGAAUCCCAUGGAAACAUGAUGACCAGAAGGACUUGACAACUGAGGACACAAUGAUAUUCAAGGACUGGGCAGUGGCGACAGGUCGUUACAGGGAGGGUAUUGACCAGCCCGAUACUGCUGACUGGAGGAGGCAUUUCCAGCGUGCUCUGGAUAAAGACGAGAUCCUGGUGUUGCGUGCUGAUCACAGUCGAGAUCCAGUCGACCCACACAAGAUAUACUGGAGUGAGGACAUAUUAGCAGAUAAGAGAGCGAAAGUAAAACUGGAAAAAGCCCGCUGUCUGAUCAGCUUGCUGGUGGAAAAGGGGCGUGCUGCUUCUGGGAAAUUAAUCUCCAAACUCGCAAAGAGGGACCUCAAUCUCUACAGGACUCUUAGGCUUCAUCAUGACAGUAGGAUUCUGUGUCAUAUGAUUCCGGAGUUUAUUGAGAGUACUGCAGUGCUCAAUGGGCUGCUGAAGGAAAUGCAGGAGAUGAAGCUGCUGAGUGAUGGAGAGGUGGAGGAAGUGAAGAAACAGCCCCACCCAAGUCACAGGAUCUCCCACCUGACACGCAUGGUGAUGAAGAAGGAGGAUGCCAUCAGAGAAAACCUCCUUUCCAAACUCACAGAGAGGAAACCCAAAUUCUACAAUAUACAUAGGCCUGAUUUGGACCCAGUUGACAGGCUAAUGCAGGUGCAAUCCCAGUUUGUCGAGAGUGUGAGUGAUGCCGUGAUGGAGGGGCUACUGAAGGACAUGCUGGAGAUGAAGGUGCUGAGCGAUGAGGAUGUGGAGGAAGUGAGGGAUGCUCCCCAGAAUACCGGGCUCCAGUCCUGGUUGGUGGAGCAGAUCAACAGUGGGCGGUACCCUGGUCUGAGCUGGACCAAUGAGGCACUAAAACAGUUUAGAAUCCCAUGGAAACAUGACGACCGGAAGGACUUGACACCUGAGGACACAAUGAUAUUCAAGGACUGGGCAGUGGUGACGGGUCGUUACAGGGAGGGUAUUGACCAGCCCAAUCCUCCUGACUGGAGGAGACAUUUCCAGUGCGCUAUGGAUAAAGAUGAGUGCCUGGUGUUGCGUGCUGAUCACAGUCGAGAUCCAGUCGACCCACACAAGAUAUACUGGAGUGAGGACAUAUUAGCAGAUAAGAGAGCAAAAGUAAAACUGGAAAAAGCCUGCUGUUUGAUCAGCUUACUGGUUGGAAAAGGGCAUGGUGCUUCUGGGAAAUUCAUCUUCAAACUCGCAGAGAGGAACCUCAAUCUCUACAGGACUCUUAGUCUUCAUCGUGACAGAAGGAGUCUGGUCCAUAUGAUUCCCAACUUCAUUAAGAGUGAUGCAGUGCUCGAGGGGCUGCUGAAGGACAUGCAGGAGAUGAAGCAGCUGAGUGAUGGAGAGGUGGAGGAAGUGAAGAAACAGGCCAGCACACAGUGCAGGGCCUCCCACCUGACAAGAAUGGUGAUGAAGAAGGGGGAUGCCAUCAGAGAGAACUUCCUCUUCAAACUCGCAGAGAGGGACCCCGAAUUCUACACUAUACAUUGCCCUUAUUUGAACCCAGUUGGAAGGCUAAGGGGGGUGCAGAAAUCCCAGUUUGUCGAGAGUGUGAGUGAUGCCGUGAUGGAGGGGCUGCUGAAGGACAUGCUGGAGAUGAAGGUGCUGAGCGAUGAGGAUGUGGAGGAAGUGAGGGAUGCUCCCCAGAAUACCGGGCUCCAGUCCUGGUUGGUGGAGCAGAUCAACAGUGGGCGGUACCCUGGUCUGAGCUGGACCAAUGAGGUACUAAAACAGUUUCGAAUCCCAUGGAAACAUGACGACCGGAAGGACUUGACACCUGAGGACACAAUGAUAUUCAAGGACUGGGCAGUGGCGACAGGUCGUUACAGGGAGGGUAUUGACCAGCCCGAUCCUGCUUACUGGAGGAGGCAUUUCCAGCGUGCUCUGGAUAAAGACGAGAGCCUGGUGUUGCGUGCUGAUCACAGUCAAGAUCCAGUCGACCCACACAAGAUAUAUAUUAGCAAUGCAGAUUCCAGAUUGGAAGAAAGAGGCAACCGCUUGACCCUUAAGGUCACAGAAUUAACAACAUUUCGGCCUACAAUACACCAUGAGGGACACCAUAAAUACUACAGGUUUUCGUUCAAGAAAGAAGGAGAAUACCAGUGUGAGAUCACAGCUCUGAUUUUUGACAUGGUGUCUCCAGCUGAAGUUGUGUAUGGGACUGAGCAAUGGGAGAAGUGUCCCCUAGACCAGAGCUCCCUGCUUCCUGCCGGCCCGCUGUAUGAUAUAAACAGUCCAAGCGGAGCACUGAAGCAGCUUUCCUUCCCACAUUCGGAGUGCUCCCCUGAAGUUCAGAAUCACUUGAUGGUGGCACACUACAAGAAUGACAAUGUUGAGAUGAUUAAACCAAGCGAAGUGACAGAAACUCACAUCAAAAUAAAAGUCACAGAAAUGUCUCUCUUUGGUCUUGUGAGAAGAUGGCUGAAAUAUAAAAGUAAAGCUCAGGUGCUUCUGUUUCUCAGGCAGCUGACUGAGAGAAAGAAGCUGAAUGUUUUCUUGCUCUCCUCAAAUAUUGUUUUAGAUGAUGUGCAAGAGAAACAAAAAGACAGUAUUUUCAUUGAGACAAGUUCACGCUGUGUUGUGUUGGAAGAGGAAAAGUACAGCGUUUCAUGUGACCAGGAAAAUGCUCAUGUACAACCAGACACAUAUGAUUUUGUAAGAGACUACGGUCCCAACUUCCACCCAACAUUUGAAAUCUUUUUGAACAAUGACGUAAAAAGUCUGACUCUUGAAGUUUUCAAAAGCACCAAAAGAGAUGCUUCGGUCUGGUCUCGCAAAGUAUGGCUUGAUGAGACCGCCAGGUGUACCAGUGACUAUGUGCAAUCUGAAACGGCUGCCGUAAAACCGAGACCUACCUCAUUACAAGCAGGUGAGAGGUUGAAGGCGGUGCGGACGAGGCUCAUCGAGGGGCUGAACGCCUCAGUAAUCCGGGACCUGCUGGAUGACAUGCUGCACAUGAAUGUGUUGAACGAUGGCGAGGUGGAGAGUGUGAAAGAGGGGCAGACCUGCACCAAGGACAAGGCCAGCUGCCUGAUCGACAUGGCACUGAAGAGAUAUUGACUAAUUUCAAGGAAGGUUUGAAGAUGGAGUCUUUUCCUGACCUGGGACCUGUCCACCUGAAUGAGGAGAGCAGUGAACUGGAGCCUGUCCACAUUAAAG